Messenger RNA from Prunus avium (sweet cherry), 2024 nucleotides. RefSeq names its product P-loop containing nucleoside triphosphate hydrolases superfamily protein. The record is from RefSeq and is a predicted model, not a curated record. Gene Ontology annotation, molecular function: nucleic acid binding; ATP binding; RNA helicase activity. Lineage: Eukaryota; Viridiplantae; Streptophyta; Magnoliopsida; Rosales; Rosaceae.
AUGGUGGCCGCCAAGAGAAAAAACACAGAAACAGAGGAAGGUGAAAUCUUCUCGUCUUGCUCUUUCUCCAGCCUCGGCCUUCACUCAAACUUAUGCGAGCAGCUCGAAGAGAGGCUGGGGUUCAAAGCUCCAACUCUGGUGCAAGCUCAAGCCAUCCCUGUAAUUCUCUCCGGCCGCCAUGUGCUUGUGAAUGCGGCUACGGGCACAGGCAAAACGGUGGCGUAUUUGGCUCCGGUUAUCCACCACCUGCACUUGUACCAACCUCGAAUUCAGCGCUCCGAUGGCACUUUCGCGUUGGUUCUUGUACCAACGCGCGAGCUGUGUUUGCAGGUUCAUGAAAUCCUGCACAAGUUACUGCACAGGUUUCAUUGGAUUGUCCCUGGUUAUGUAAUGGGAGGUGAAAACAGGAACAAGGAGAAGGCCAGGCUGCGCAAAGGCAUAUCUAUUCUAGUUGCAACUCCUGGAAGACUCUUGGAUCACCUGAAGAAUACAUCAUCGUUCUUGCACACAAGUUUGCGUUGGAUUAUCUUUGAUGAAGCAGAUAGAAUUUUGGAAUUGGGAUUUGGAAAAGAAAUAGAGGAAAUACUAGAUCGUUUGGGUUCAAUGCAACAUGGCUCUGCCACUGAGGAUAGUGUUGUUUCAACUAAAUAUGAGUUUCAGAGGCAGAAUUUGCUAUUAUCAGCGACCUUAAAUGAAAAAGUCAAUCAUCUUGCGAAAAUGAGUUUAGAAAAACCUGUUAUGAUUGGCAUGCCUGAGAAAAAGACGCAGUCAAUUGCAUUACAUGAGCAUUUAGGAUCUGACACAGAUGAUGAACCACAACCUUCAGUAAAGACAACAGGCUCUUUUAGUGAAGAUUAUAAACUUCCAGCUCAAUUGACCCAGAGAUAUGUAAAAGUACCAUGUAAUGCACGGCUAGCUGUACUUCUUUCCGUUCUAAAACAUCUUUUUGAGCGAGAAACUUCCGAAAAGAUUGUGCUAUUCUUUUCAACAUGUGAUGCAGUGGAUUUUCACUACUCCUUGAUAAGUGAGUUCCAAUUCAGACCUCACUCAGGGCUAGAAGCAGAACUUAAGCAGAUGUUUGUUAGAUGUAAGACCUUUCGGUUACAUGGGAAUAUGAAGCAGGAGGAUCGAAGAACUGCGUUUGAAACCUUCAAAAAAGAAAAAUCGGCUCUUCUAUUGUCCACAGAUGUUUGUGCUAGAGGUUUGGAUUUCCCGAAAGUAAAAUGUAUCAUACAAUAUGAUUCUCCAGGCGAGGCUACUGAAUAUGUUCAUAGGGUUGGAAGAACCGCUCGGCUUGGCGAAAGAGGAGAUUCCUUGUUAUUUUUACAGCCAAUUGAAAUGGAUUAUUUGAAAGAGUUGGAGAAACAUGGUGUUUCCCUACAAGAGUAUCCCCUCCUCAAAGUAUUAGAUAGUUUUCCACUAUUUGGUCAUAAGCAUGUCAGGAAGUUUCUUUCCAUUGACUCACAUCCUUGGGUGAUGUCUUUGCAAAAGGCACUUGAAGCAUUUACAGAGAAGCCAGACACGAAGACACUGGCCAAAAACGCAUUUUGCUCUUGGGUUCGUGCAUACACUGCCCAUCGUGGUGAGCUGAAAAGAAUAUUUAUGGUGAAGAAACUUCACUUAGGACAUGUUGCAAAAAGCUUUGCCUUGAAAGAACAACCUUCCUUGGUUGGUAAAUCAUUCCAGAAUCAAGUAAAGAAGAGGAAGAGGGAUGAAAAGCAAAAGGGAUUAUCAAGAAAGAGGAAGGUUUCCAGGAAAACAUGAUUGCAGACCUUGAUACCAACAUAUAUAGAUGGUUGUGGGAGAUGCAAUCAUGCAGAUGGGUAAAAGCUUGUUUUGGUUGAGAAAAUUUGUAUGCUGUAACAAAGUUUGCAUGUAUUGCGGGCUUCCUUAGAAUACUUGCUGUCACCUUGUUUCAGUGUGAAGUGAUGUUGGUCGACCUCACUCUGUAAAGUAUGGUUCAUUUGCAAUGCAGUUUUGCUGAUGCUUGCAAAUUUAAAGGGAUAGUUUGCUGUUAAUUUAAA